AUGUUAGGAACUAGUGGUUGGGUGAGCAAAUGCAAGGAUGUUUUGAAAGCACUAGAGGAGUAUGGAUGCUUCGUAGCUGUUUAUAAUAAUGUUCCCCUUCAACUACAUGCAGACUUCUUUAACGUACUAGAAGAAUUGUUUGACCUUCCUCUUGAGACCAAAAGGAAAAAUGUUUCUGAUAUUCCUUUCGCUGGCUACGUUGAAAUAGAACCCACCCGGCCUUUCUACGAAUCCAUGGGAAUCAGUCAUGUAGAAACGCUCGAAGGAAAUCAAGAUUUCACAAAAACCAUUUCAACAAAAACGCAUUGGCCUAAAAGGCAAAAUUGUCCAUUCGUUCUUCUCAAAAGGCAGUGGAAGAGCUUACAUAAAAUGGGUGGUGAAAGAAUGAUCUUCGAUGGUUAUGGGAAUGGAGAAAAACUAUCAGAUUCCCAUAAUGGGAAUCGACCAGCUUUACUUUUUCGAAGAUAG
This is a messenger RNA of Jatropha curcas, 468 nucleotides long. Lineage: Eukaryota; Viridiplantae; Streptophyta; Magnoliopsida; Malpighiales; Euphorbiaceae. The record is from RefSeq and is a predicted model, not a curated record.